AUGAGCGGUGGCCUUGACGGCCAUGCCUCCGCCCGGCCCCUGGAUCCAGACAUCCCACACCGAGAUGGACUCCGGUGGAGGAUUCUUCCUUACCCCCCAGAGCCACUUGUCUAUCCAAUCGAGAGUCUUCUCCACCUCCUCGAGGCUCUUCUCAAUCUCCUCCGGGCUCCUCCCCAGCUCCUUUGGCCGCUGGCGCAAGCAGAUCGUAGCUUCCUGCCCCACGAAGAGAGGGGACAGGUUCCUGUACGAGAUCUUCAACACGUCGGUCACGGUGCGGCGUGGGCCGCGCACGGCGUGGUUGAGGGUCCGCAGCAUGAGGGCCAGGGUGAGCGGGCCGUGGACGAUGCCCUUCUCCCGGUCCAGGUGGAUGAAGUGCGCGUUGUUGGUCAGCGCCGAGAACUGGAACAGCUCCACCACGGCCUUGGACUCAUCUCCACGCCUGAAGACAUGCAUGCCGGCAAACGUCUCUCUGCAGGUCCAGACAUACGGGACGUUCCCCUCAGGCUGGUAGCACCGGACCUGCUGGGCCCAGUCAUCGGAGAAGGUCAGCGAGCCGCCCACCCACAGCCUCGUCGCCCCCGGCUUGGUCAGGUCAAACCCGCCAGGCACAUGCUGGCUCUCGGCGCCGUCCGGGGCCAGCUUUGA
Molecule: messenger RNA, 645 nt
Organism: Clonostachys byssicola
Lineage: Eukaryota; Fungi; Ascomycota; Sordariomycetes; Hypocreales; Bionectriaceae
Source: the annotation of a GenBank genome assembly